UCUCCGGAACCCGAUUGGUCGAUGCUCUCGCUCCUUAAAAAUGUUAAGAAGAGGUUUAUGUCGUUCCUCUUCAUAAUUUCUAACACAUUUUUCACGAAUUUACAAAAAACCAAAAAUUGGUGAUCUUGCCUUGACGUAUAUGUUCUAGUGUUUAAAUAAACGAAAGAUUCAUUUUCAAGGAAAAUGUCGCGCUAUGGAUCUGAUUGUAAAGUUUAUGUGGGAGAUUUGGGCAAUAGUGCCUCCAAGCAAGAAUUGGAGGAUGCUUUUAGGUAUUAUGGACCUCUGAGGAAUGUAUGGGUUGCUCGAAAUCCACCAGGAUUCGCAUUUGUGGAGUUUGAGGAUGCGAGGGACGCCGAGGAUGCAAUAAGGGGGCUAGAUGGGCGCACUAUAUGCGGUAGGCGCGCUCGGGUGGAAAUGUCCAACGGGAAGAGCGGCAGCGGCCGUUACAGAGGGCCGCCGCCGAGAUCGCGAGGCCGACCUUUUCACCCCGACGACCGCUGUUACGAAUGCGGGGACAGAGGGCACUACGCUCGCGACUGCCAUAGAUACAGACGUGGCGGACGGCACAGGUAUAGUCUGUGGCCGAUAGUAAGGUAAAGCGUUGAGUUCAUUCUCGUCUCGUUGUAUGCCUCUCCCGCUGACUACUGCGUAGAGCUGCCACGUAGUACAUCGCUCACUCUGUCUGCACACGACUGCAUUAUACAUACGAGACUGCUAGUGAGCCAGUGAGUUACCAGCUCUUUCGGGUGUAGCCCUACCUAGUUGAUUUACUCUACCUCUACCUACAAUGUUAACUUCACGUCUCACGAGCUCACAGACAAUGGUAAAAACUUACAUCUAAAUAUCUCUCUUUAACAUUUGACUCGAUUCUAUCUACCUACACAAUUAACAAGUUUUGACAAAACGACAGUGCCAGUCGCUAUAUUAUUGGAGCUGCAGAACAAGUCAAUUCUCGAUUCGCAGCGCCAAUAAUACUUGAAAUUAGUCCUCUACUUUUUGAUUGUGCCGCGCUUUUAUUAACUGCAGUCGUGACACUCGAAAUUCAACAGGCCAUUAUAAAAAUUUCACACACUUUUUCGUUUCAGGUUAGUAUUUCACCUUUUUAUUACCCAAAUUGUACUCGAGGAACGAUUCAGAACAAUAACCAGUUUCGUACUUACUCGUAGCGACCUAGUCUCCGAAUCGAUUCAUUUAAACAAAACCCUUUUUCUUGCACUUACGUUUUGUUUAAAUGAAAUUAUAAACCCACUGUCGUUUUUCACGUUACUCUCCUUCUGUGU
Messenger RNA from Zophobas morio, 1280 nucleotides. Its product is annotated as serine/arginine-rich splicing factor 7-like. Gene Ontology annotation, biological process: mRNA splicing, via spliceosome. Lineage: Eukaryota; Metazoa; Arthropoda; Insecta; Coleoptera; Tenebrionidae. Bases 184 to 597 code for a protein of 137 amino acids. Gene Ontology annotation, cellular component: nuclear speck. The record is from RefSeq and is a predicted model, not a curated record. The transcript has 4 exons. Gene Ontology annotation, molecular function: zinc ion binding; mRNA binding.